AUGGCGGCAUCAAAUGUGUCAGCAGCCACAGAUUUCACCCUCAUGGGGCUCUUCAGCCGCCACACAGGGCCCCACCUUGCCCUCCUCUUCCUCGUGGUCACUGUGUUCACCACAGGACUGCUAGGCAACGCCAUCCUGAUUUUCCUGAUUGCCACAGACUCCAGGCUGCACACACCCAUGUACUUUCUGCUCAGCCAACUCUCGCUUCUGGAUGUUGGCUUCCCCCUGGUCACCAUCCCCAAGAUGGUGGCUGAUUUCCUGCAGGGAGAGAACACCAUAACCUUCGGGGGAUGCGCCACCCAGAUGUUCUUCCUCAUGCUCACGGGUGUCUCUGAGGGCGUUCUUCUGUCCCUCAUGUCUUAUGACCGCUAUGUGGCUGUGUGCCACCCGCUGCAUUACCAGGCGCUCAUGAGAGGCCAGGUGUGCCUGGGGAUGGUGGGCGCAUCCUGGUUCUCAGGCGCGCUUGUGGCCUCCGUGCAGACCUCUGUCACCCUGCAGUUCCCCUACUGCGCCUCACACACGGUGGACCACUUCUUCUGCGAGCUGCCGGCCCUGCUCAAGCUGUCCUGUGCAGACACAUCCGCCUACGAGCUGGCGCUAUCCGUCUCGGGGGUGCUGAUCUUACUGCUGCCCCUGUCUCUCAUCUUCACCUCCUACGGCCACGUCCUGGGGGCUGUGCUGCGCAUGCGCUCAGCCGAAGCCAGACACAAGGCUUUCACCACGUGCUCCUCACAUGUGGCCGUGGUGGGUCUCUUUUAUGGGGCAGCCGUGUUCAUGUACAUGGUCCCGGGCAGCUACCACAGCCCCCAACAGGACAACGUGGUAUCCCUCUUCUACAGCCUCAUCACCCCCACACUCAACCCCCUCAUCUACAGCCUGAGAAACAGAGAAGUCCGAAUGGCCUUGGUCAAGGCCACAGGCAGGGCUGACCUCAGGGCGAAGCGCCGAUGGCCUGUGAUGCUGCCCCUCCCAGGAGCCCUUCUCUGA
Molecule: messenger RNA, 987 nt
Organism: Mesocricetus auratus (golden hamster)
Lineage: Eukaryota; Metazoa; Chordata; Mammalia; Rodentia; Cricetidae
Product: olfactory receptor 2Z1-like
Exons: 1
Coding region: 1-987 (328 amino acids)
Biological process (GO): G protein-coupled receptor signaling pathway
Cellular component (GO): membrane
Molecular function (GO): olfactory receptor activity; G protein-coupled receptor activity
Source: RefSeq, a predicted model, not a curated record